AUGCGAAAGAAGAAAAAAACAGAAGUAUACGCUUUAGGUCGACAUAUAUCUCUAUCGGCUGACAAAGCAAGAAGAGUAAUUGAUCAAAUUCGUGGAUGCUCCUAUGAGGAAACACUUAUGAUACUAGAACUCAUGCCCUAUAGAGCAUGUUAUCCCAUUUUUAAAUUGGUUUACUCUGCAGCAGCAAAUGCUAGUUACAAUAUUGGUUCCAACGAAGCCAAUUUAGUCAUUAGUAAGGCCGAAGUUAACGAGGGUACUACCGUGAAGAAAUUCAAACCUCGAGCUCGAGGACGUAGUUAUCCGAUAAAAAGACCUACCUGUCAUAUAACUAUUGGAGUGAAAGAUAUAUCUUUACAUGAUGAAUAUGGACAGAUAUAUUCGUUAAAAAAACCUAGAUGGAAAAAUAAGUAUACAACUAUGGUAUAUCAUGAUAUGUAUAGUAUUGGGGGAGUAUGGGACAAAAAAUAA
Olea europaea var. sylvestris is the source of this 468-nucleotide messenger RNA. The record is from the annotation of a RefSeq genome assembly. Lineage: Eukaryota; Viridiplantae; Streptophyta; Magnoliopsida; Lamiales; Oleaceae.